UGUUCAUGUCUGCCGUCAUUCAACGAAGGUGAGGGUGUAUAGGUGCGUCUUGUUUUGUGUCAAAAAGUUGCCGUAUGGACGAUUAAUAAUGACUUAAGCGACUCGAUCGAACAGAGAAAGAUGGGAGAUUUAUACCGUGGGUAUUGUCUCUCAUGGACUGGCCUUUUUAGAGAGAUAAUUCUCCGCUUAUUCCGAUGCUGAAGUGAACAAAAUGGCAGCUCAUCCAAAGUUUGACAAAAUGGCAGUCACAGUGGAUAACUCUUCGUCGAAUACUAGUGUAUAUGACACGAACUCAAAGGAGGAUUUGGACCAUAGACCUCUUAUGGGAGGAAUGAAAUCCUUAACAGACGGUAUGCAUAAAAAGAAAAGCACGUUCAAAAUCACAAGCGUGACGAAAAACAUUCAGCGCCCCCCGAUCGGAGGGGAUCCCCCAAACGAUGCAGAUGGUGAUUCUAUGGAUGAUUUAGACGAGACAGUGGAAAGUCAUACAGAAGAGCUAAGUUCAGAAAUCCUAGAUAGUUCCAAAUAUACAGAUCUAGGUGACCAGGACACGCCUUUGGAGGAUUUUACCCAGACGUUUGGCCAGGACUCGGAAGUGAUAAUUAGCAACACAACCGGUAAGGAGGUCAUAAGUAAAGAGAAAAGUGAUGUCCAUUCUAGUACGACCACUCGAUUUAAAGUGGUGAAAAUAGAGACAAAAGAACCAUUCAGGAGGGGUAGAUGGUUGUGUCAUGAUUUGCUUGACACACCAAUCACAGAAAAGAGUGAAACAAAGGUAGUGAGAGACUCGACAGAUGAUCAAGCUAAUUCUGGAAAUUCAAGUGCUUCAAGCUCUAUACAUUAUGUUCCCGGUGUUGAUGAUCCGGCCAAGAAUCCAUUAUCGGUGACAGGGUUGCAGAACCAAGGAACAGAUGGAUAUGUCAUUCAAGGUGAUAAUCAGAGUGAUAAAUUCCAGUCGAAACAGCAACCAGGAAUGGUGCCCAUUUCCAUGGAUAGCACACAUUCCUACAAUCAAGCGAAUCCAAAUGUGUCCCAGGUUCCUACUAGUUUACCAACCCAUCCAUCUCAAAACUACCAGGGCAUCAUUGUAAAUGCUGGUGCGGGAUCCCCUGGUCAGACCCGACAAGGUCUCCCCCAGACAGGCCAAGUUUCUGGACAUGGUGGGUCUAUCCCACCAGGCCAUGUACAAAAACCUAUGCAAGUCCAGACUCCUGUAGUAGAUAAUGCUAAUCCUAGUUCACAACAUUCAACAAUGCCAGUUACUGUUUCAUCAGGCACAUCACAAAUUCCAAACAGCAUUACCGGACAAAUGCCUCCUGCUUUGAACGAUCAGACGAAACUGCCGCAAGGAGGUACAGGUCCUGUUCCAAGUGGGCAGACCCAAAUCAACCAAAGUACUUUAGAUUCUAGCUCUAGCCCAGCGUCCAAUAAAGAUAAUGCGCACUGGAAUGAUUCGGAUGUGGGAGAGGGUCAUACUUUGAAUUUUAACAUUGCUGCUAGUCAGUCUUACAUUGACCAAACAGGCCUAGACAGUAGACUUACUCAUCAAUUGAAACCGGUUACCGUUCCUGCCAAUUUAAGUGAUUUUUCAGCCCCAAUCUUGACGCCAUUAGCUGUUGCUGAAGCUGUUGGUGGCAUGUCUAGUCCAACGAAAGCAGAUGAAAGUGUCCAGACUAAGAAUGUGCGGAACCCCUACAUGUGGAUGAGUGGGUCAAGUACAGUCGCCAUUGACAAUAAGAUAGAACAAGCUAUGGACCUGGUGAAGAGCCAUCUGAUGUAUGCUGUGAGGGAGGAGGUGGAAGUCCUCAAGGAGCAGAUCCAGGAACUCGUAGAAAAGAACAACCAGCUGGAGUACGAAAACUCCAUCCUGAGAGCCUCUGCCAGUCAGGAGACACUGAGCAAGCUCCAGGCACCACGCCAGUCACAACCUCCAUCGUCUUCAACGUGACCACGACACCCAUCACCAUGACUACCUUACGCUGAUCAUCCCCCGGUAUCGGUGAUGGGGUGUCAGUGUCAGUCAGAAGCUUGUCCGUGCCGCUAGUUCGCCAACAGUGGAAGUGUUUUCACGCUGCAUACUGCACGCACCCAAACGACUAGCACCUGUAUUCUUAUUUAUCCUCAUUUGUAAGAAUAUGGACAUCGCAUGGCUUCCAUGACUACCAACUGACAAGAGGCCGGUGUUCACCGUGGUAACGCAUUACCAAUAAGACUGGCUUCUGAGAGUUUCUGCAUUGCGUCUUGUGAUAAAGGACGUAGAAGAUCUCCACGGAGAUCUGUCCAUGAGACACCUUCAGAACAGGAAGUGACUGAUCUCGAGUGAUAUGGAGCAUCAGUGUCCAUGAACUCAAUCAUUACACUUCCAACGGAUGUUGAGGUCAUACCUGGGAAGUCUCAGCUGUGUUGAAUGUAAAGUUUGUUCCUUAAUUCCAAUUUUGAAGACUUUUAUUUCAUCCAUUUUAUGAAUAUCAUGAGUUGUCAAAUUAAAUAAACUAUAUCUACUGCAAUAUCAAGGACAAUCAUACUUUCUCCAAUGAUUCAUCGUGUAUGGCCACUCUAAUCCUUAUUUUUGUCAUUUGUAUCAACAUGUAGAUGUAUUUUAUUGUGUAUUUAUGUUUUCUUUAUGUAACUCUGCAUCUGGUGAAAUUGCCCAAAUGAAGAAGCAUGACAUUCUGCCUUCAUUUCACAAGCUUCAGUAGAAAUAUUUCAAAAAAGAAGAAUUAUCUCAAUGUAAGGUUAAAGGUCAUGACCUUUGACCUUGACCUCAGGGUCAAUUUUCUUGUGCUUGGCAACACAUGUUGUAAAACAGUCAUAUUGGUCCUGUAUACACUCUUGUAGCACUCUUGACAUAGAGCACUUCUGUUUUGAAAAAUGCAACCAAAAAAAAAGCUCUUCUUGACAACUGUUCUGCCUGUAUGCUUGCAUAUUUGUAAAAAUAAUGGCUUUAUUGUGGCAAAUUACAUUUUUUUAACCGAAAACACAAGUCAAUGGAGAGCAAGGAAAAAUGAAGAGGGAAUAUCCGUUGUUGAGUAUUUUUCAACAGAAUACCAUUCCACUCUGUCCAGAAAACAUUGCUCGGUGUCAGAAAUCAUUUAAUUCCUUGUUACUUGCACAAAAUUGUGAUAUAGCCUCCAUGAAUAUCUUAUUUUUUGCAUUACUAUUUAAUAUGGUAUGCUGAAAAUGUGAGCCAGAGCUCAAUAAGUGAAAAUGUGGGUACGAAUGAUUUUCUGCUUAAUCACAAAAUGCCUUGAAACAUGAUAUCAUUUUUAUGUUAUGGAGAAAGAGUAGUGGCCUAUAAGGAAUCGUCCAAAUAGUGUGAUAAUACGUAUGUGAAAGGUCAGUGGACAUUCGGCUAACGGCAGACAUUCCAGAACAUGGUAGAAAUGAUUCGCCCGUGUAAAAACAGUUCACAUCUCUCCCUGUGUGAAAAGCUUUACAGUCAUGAGGUAUCUCGUAUUUAACCUCUCAAUUACCAUUGUCCGACACAAACUUCAGAAUUGGAAAAACAUUUUACAUUUAUUUAUAACUGGCUGUACAUAGCAUAUUUCAUUGAGUGAAGUAAUAAUAAACUAAUUUCAUUUUCCCAAACUAUUCACGAAAAAGCUUUUUGAAAAUUAUUUCAUAAGCAACAACGAAUUAUCAUAUUUCAGAACCUAUUUUGACAUGAAAAUAUCAGAAGUUGUUUGAUUCAAUGUUUUAAAGAGGUUUCAUUGUCCAUCUUUUAAUGAAAUAAGGCAUAGAAGAGGCAAAUCGUUUUCAAGUGAUACAUAUGUAUUAAGGCUUUAAAUCCCAUCACAAGAACAAAACUAUCACUUGCUAUCUUCAUACAGGUAUUCUUUUAUUCUGAAGUUUUCACAACAAAAUCAUUAAGUUGGAUGACUAAGUCAUUACUCAUAAAAGUUAUUGAUUUCUGUCAAUUAUUUUGACUGAUCAACCACUUUUUUCCUUGCAAUGAUCACUCAGUUCUUAAUUCGGCUAUAAACACAUCAACUGUUUACAUUGUUGAAGUAUUGAUUUUUGUGAGCUUUCAGUCUGAAAAGGUUUUUAAACAUGUAAACAAAUUAUUUCAACUUGAUGCAUUGAUGUAAAAUUCAUCAUAUAGCUUACAUUCAAAUUCUUGCCUCACUUAGUAAACAAGAGAGAAGAGGACAGAUAUUUUCUCUGUCUCGUUUUUUGUUGUCAUACAGGGGGAUAAUUUAAUCCAAAGUCUGAGGACAUGUUUUACUUUCUAGACAUUCAUACCGAUGCGUUAUGAUACGUGAUUUUCUUCUACAAUAGUGCUGUUUUAUGUACGUAUCGUAUGGAUAACAGGAAUGUGGACAUGUCUUUCCUGGACGGAAGUCAGUCGUUUGCAUGAACUUGUUUGGAUAUAGUUACAACAUGACCAGGGGAGAUAACUCUGAAUUUGUGCCAUGUCUUUUAGUGUGUUACUUAGGCUGUUGAAUUUCUCCAAAGAUGAUUCAAAUGUGAUGUAUACGACUUUGUUAUCAAUAUUAUAUCUUAACGGACACACACUCAAUAAUGAUGUUGUUUGUUUGUGUUCCGUACCGUGCACUGAGAUUAUAAUCUUUCUGUGAUGAGGAGGUCAAGCUUCCACAUGAUUAAGAUUUUUUUUCCCAUUUUCCGGGGUUGCUAAGAGGAAGCUGGGAAAAUAAGCACUAAGGCAGUUGAGUUUUGUGAGAUUAUGUGAAAGAGAGUAACCAUAAGGUGGAUCAUUAGUGUAUAGCAAAUAAAGAUGGCAUGAUAAAUUAAUCUUAAAAUGAUACCAAUUAUGUAAAGAAAUUUUAAAAACCCACUAUUUUCGUACAAUGGCCAGUUUGUUUCUGUUUAAAACACUUGUCAUAUUUUUUAGAUGUAUAGAAGCAGAAGAUUUAAUUAAAGUUAUAUUAGUGUUACUCUCAUGUACACUAAAUAUUGUCGUUAUUUUUAUUCUUGUGCAGAAUUUUCUUGGCUGUGCAAGACGUAUUGCCAGUUCUGCAAUUAUGAUGCAGUAUAAGCACUAAAAAUAUGAGAAAUAUUCCGGUGAAUUUAUUCUAGACAAACAAAAGAAUGAAGGUGAUGUGCGGUUUUAGGUCAAUAUAUCCGAUCAUUGAUGACAUUCUGAACAUGUUUUAAUGUUCAGAUGAACGAAUUUACAAAUGUGAAAAUUGACUUUAAUGGUAAAUUAAAAGUUGGCUUACAAAAUUAGUCAUAGUUUCUUUAUUUGGAAGUUUUGUAAGCAAUUGUUCAGCAGAAUACCAUUAGCUGACUGCAAAUAUAAAAGAAUUUUUUAUUUAAUUCUCCGGAAUAUUUUCUGUAGAUGGGGUAAAGAUUUGGUACUUUUCCUGUAAGACCAGAAUGGUUUGUAGAAACACUCACUCGCCUAUAUGUAUAUAUGUAUAGUACGCAACAAAUCUGAUUGUAUUUUAAUGCCAAUGUAAUAUGAAUGAAGAGUACAAUUGUACCUUGGGCGUAAUAAAUAUUUACAACCGCUU
Messenger RNA from Pecten maximus, 5474 nucleotides. RefSeq names its product TSC22 domain family protein 1-like. The record is from RefSeq and is a predicted model, not a curated record. The transcript is spliced from 4 exons. Lineage: Eukaryota; Metazoa; Mollusca; Bivalvia; Pectinida; Pectinidae. The coding region runs from base 212 to 1948 and encodes 578 amino acids. Gene Ontology annotation, biological process: regulation of transcription by RNA polymerase II.